UUCAAAUGUUGCACAAAGCGGUUCUCCUUUUAAGUGUCUAUAUAGACAUUGCCCAGGGAAUAACUUCUGCCGAUAUCAUAGCCUCACACAACUAUCCGGUGGAAAUACACACUAUUGUCACAAGAGAUGGCUAUAUACUCACCGCGUUUCGCAUUCCCUCGUCGGUGUUCUGUAGGCAAUCAGAACCGAAGCCGGUAGUGCUCUUCCAGCACGGCAUGACCGCCUCCUCCGACGUUUUCCUAGUGAAUGGACCGCGGGAUGCCUUGCCCUUCAUGCUAGCGGAUGCCUGCUACGACGUGUGGCUGAGUAACUCACGGGGCACCCACUACUCCCGCCGCCACAUCUUCCUAAGCCCGUCCAAAAAAGCCUUUUGGCGCUUCAGCUGGCACGAGAUCGGGAAAGAGGACGUGGCCGCCAUGAUUGACUACAUCCUGGCCGCCACGAAUCAGAAGGCGCUGCAUUACGUGGGACACUCGCAGGGCUGCACCACACUGGUGGUGCUCCUAAGCACGCGUCCGCAGUACAAUAAGUUGGUCAAGACCGCCAUCCUGAUGGCUCCGGCUGUUUUCAUGCGGCACACAUCCACGUUGGCGCAGACUGUUUUGAGGAAAUAUAUAAUGAAAACGCGGGACCACGAGUUCAUGUUCCACAACAGGGUUUUGAGUGACAUCUUGAGGGUCAAGUGCGGGUUACCCGCCGCGAAUGUGCUCUGUUCAGCCUUCUUUUUGAUGAGCAACGGAAGAGUUUCCCCACAUUUUAACAGAAGUACCAUACCUUUGAUUGCGGCCACGCUUCCGGCCGGAAUCUCUUCGCGCCAGCCAAAGCACUUUAUCCAGCUCACGGACAGCGGCAAAUUCAGAAUGUUUGACUUUGGAAUCACGAAGAACUUGUUAACCUACAGGACCGUCGCACCCCCCGAUUAUCAGCUAAAAAACGUCCGCCCCCUGACGCCUGUCCACAUCUUCUACAGCGACGACGACUUCUCCACAACUAAGCAGGAUGUCGAGCACUUUGCCUCUAGGUUGCAGGAGGCGGUGCUGCAUCGCAUCUCAAAAUCUUCUUGGCACCACGUGGACUUCGUUCAUGCAAUGACCGUUGCUGAAGUGAUCAAUAAGCCGAUUAUUCAAAUUUUUAAACGGUUUGAGCAACUUUAGGAUCACGAAGUAAAUGUGCACUUCAAAUAAAGUGUAUAAAUAUAUAUACACUUAUAAAUAUGCAAUUUUCUGGAUUCCAGGAAAAAUCACA
This is a messenger RNA of Drosophila biarmipes, 1245 nucleotides long. Its product is annotated as lipase 3-like. The record is from RefSeq and is a predicted model, not a curated record. Gene Ontology annotation, molecular function: hydrolase activity, acting on ester bonds. Gene Ontology annotation, biological process: lipid metabolic process. NCBI's taxonomy places the organism in Eukaryota, Metazoa, Arthropoda, Insecta, Diptera, Drosophilidae. The transcript has 3 exons. Bases 6 to 1154 code for a protein of 382 amino acids.